AUGGAAGAAGAAGCGUUCUCCUCGUCGCUCUGCUGGAGCGUGUCAGAGCGCCGUUACUACCAAUCUCCGUUCAGCACGGCGACGCGCAUGUCCGACGCGCUCUUCGAGCGCAUCCAGCGCUACACCAAGACACACGCCGCGUGCACCGGUGCCGUCGCCGAUUGGCCGGCCUUCUUCAACGAUCCUGCGCAGGGGCUCAGCAACAGCAGCGGGGCAGCCGAUGCGACUGUAGACUGCAAGUACUUGCUGUGGCUCGAGCCCACGUUUAACGGCCUGGGAAAUCAACUGCUCUCGCUCGUCUCUGCCUUCGUAUACGCCCUUCUCACCGACCGCACGCUGCUGAUCAGCCCUGCAGCGUUCAACGCGCGUCUCCUCUGCAACCCCUUCCCCCACUCCUCCUGGCGCCCAUCCUCGCUAUCCUCUGAAGACUUCGAUCUGAUGGCAGCAGUGGCGCGGAAUCACAUGGUGGGGCGCAUGGUGGGGAUGGACGAUGGGGCGAGAGGGGGAGACGAGGAGCAGAGGCACCCCAAUGCGGCCUUCAGCGACCUCAGCUGCAGAGCCAACGUCUCAGAUCUCGCGUUUUACUGUUCCAAGGUGAAGAAGCAGAUCUCGGCCGUCCGUUUCCUGGGGCUCGAUACAGAGGAAUACAUCCUGCCAGCCCUCUACCUCGUCCCUGAAUUCGAUGCUGAGUUGGAGCUUUUAUUCCCCGACCGCCUGCCGUUGAUGCACGUGGGGCGCUACCUGCUGCACCCCGCCAACUACCUCUGGGAGGAAAUCACCCGCGCCUUCCGAGCCUACCUCGCCCCGUACCAACACAGGGUCGGCAUCCAGAUCCGGGACUUCACCACGGAAACUGCCGAUGAGCCGCACGUGAUUCAGCGCACGAUGCAGUGUGCUGUGAAUAUAUCCAAGGGGCUGCCUCCCCUGAUGGAGCAUACACGGUGGAAGAGCAUUAUGAAUGAAGAGGUCGCCCCGACUGCAGUGGAGCAGCAGUGGCUGGAUCAACCACGAGACAAAGCCUAUGAAAGCAGCAGCCCACGCAGCAUAGGCGUGUUGGUGGCAUCCCUGAAACGGUCCUAUCAAGACGCCAUCCGGGAUGCUUAUGUGGAGGGGUUGCCGCUGGGGGGACACGACGUGGCUGUUGCCAGCCUGAGCCACGAGUCGGGGCAGACGUAUGGAGAGGAGAGACAGCUGGAGCUGGCUCUGAAGGAGAUGUGGCUGCUUUCCAUGUGCGACCUGCUGCUGGUGAGUGACAGCUCCACCUUUGGCUACAUGGCCGCAGGGCUGGCGGGAGUGAGUCCCUACUCGCUCAACAUCGUGCGGCGCAUGGGCGCCGACUGGGACGUCAACGGGCGGCCCGAGUGUGAGGUCACCACGCCCGAGCCCUGCUACCUGUCCAUGCUGGAGCCCCAGCAGCAGCAGAUUCAGUGCCCCGGAGAGCCUCCCAAAUCGCCUGUAGAAAUGUCCCCCAAGGUCAAAUACUGCCCAAACUACAAGAUAGGAAUCGCGUUGGACGUUCCAAACCCCAAGCAGUACGAGACAUUCAAGAGGUCAUAA
Molecule: messenger RNA, 1557 nt
Organism: Closterium sp. Naga37s-1
Lineage: Eukaryota; Viridiplantae; Streptophyta; Zygnematophyceae; Desmidiales; Closteriaceae
Source: the annotation of a GenBank genome assembly